Molecule: messenger RNA, 327 nt
Organism: Sporothrix brasiliensis 5110
Lineage: Eukaryota; Fungi; Ascomycota; Sordariomycetes; Ophiostomatales; Ophiostomataceae
Product: cytochrome c oxidase assembly protein COX19
Exons: 3
Coding region: 1-327 (108 amino acids)
Biological process (GO): mitochondrial respiratory chain complex IV assembly
Cellular component (GO): mitochondrial intermembrane space
Source: RefSeq, a predicted model, not a curated record
AUGAGCACCUUUGGCAGUCCGGGCGGCGGCAGCAUCGCGACGAAACCGACACCGCCACAGCGCGGCAGCUUUCCUUUGGACCACGAGGGCGAGUGCAAGCGGGUAAUGAUGGACUACCUCAGCUGCAUGAAGAAAGUAAAGGGCAUCAACGAAGACGAGUGCCGGAAUCUGGCCAAGGCGUACCUGGGAUGCCGGAUGGACAGAAAUCUCAUGGCGAAAGACGACUUCAAGAACUUGGGAUUCCAAGAAAAAGACGACCAGGCUGGCACUGACAAGGGCGGCAAGGCAAAGAACGAGACCAAGACACCAGGCGAGCUGCGAUGGUGA